AAGAAUGUCAACCAAUAAAAUGUAGUUACACUUAUACAGAUAGGAAUAGCAUAAUUUACAUCAUCACUACUCUUAUUGGUCUAAUUGGUGGAUUAGUAAAGAUUUUAAGAUUUAUGAUACCAAACUUAGUGAAAUUUAUACCAAAACUAAUAAAGAAAAUACGAAAAUGCUGUAGAUCCACAAGAUCAGAAACUGGUAAAAUUAAUUGAUAUUUCUGUAGUAUGUAUAGUCAUAUUGAGGAUUGAAACCGCUCGAAAAUUCGAUAUUUUUCAAUAUUAUGACAAAAUUUUGUGUUCUAUAAUAAAAUCUUUUGAUAUGAAUUUUCUUCUAUCGUAAUUCUAAUCGAAUGAUGGACUAGAAUUAGACGACUAUAAUAUUCGUGAAAUAUAAAAAACGUUUUUUUCCCAUUUUAGUGAAUAAUGUUAGUGAACCGACUAUUGGAAAAUGGCAAAAAAUAAAGAACUUUCUUCGAAAACUUAAUUUAUUUCCAUCAAUACCACCAUCAACUAAUGAAUCUGAUCUGCGAAAUCAACGAAUAUCAACAAGAUUAUUUGUCAUUGCAUUAGUUUUAUCAAUUACUAUUCUGAUCACAUAUAAUUCAUUAAUUUAUGUUACAAUGAUUGGUAAUACUAAUUCACCGGAUCUUACUCAAUAUUCAGAUUUAUAUUCACAAUAUCCACAAACGUUAACAUGUCCAUGUACUAAUAUAACGAUAGAAUAUGGAAAAUUUCUUGAAAUUAAUUAUAAAUUACAUCAACUAUGUAGUAGUGUUUUUGUUAGUAAUAAUUGGUUUGAAUAUCUUGAUGACGCUGACACUAAUGAUGCGUCAUACAUAGCCGAUAUUCGACUUUCAGGCACAUAUAUGUUUCAAGUACUAAACACAUUUUGUGAAUCAAGUAAUAAAACGAUCUCUGAUAGUUUAUCUCAAUUUUAUUCAACCGAGUACGCUUCUCUUAAUGUUAUAUCUAAACAAUUAUUUGAAUCACAAUCACAAAUACUAAUGAAUCAAUUUAUUUCUUCAACAGAGAACGACUUUUUGCUUCCGCUGCAAAUUAUACGUGAUAUGACAGAAGCCAACAGCCUAUAUACCCGUCACGGAAUUAAUUAUGCAUUUUAUGGAUCAUCCGAAGUAUCAACAAUUGUAUCAUCUGCAAUAACUAAUGAUAAUUGUUCUUGUUUGACAGAAAAAUGUCUUGUGCAAGUGGGGAUUUUGGACUACAACAACUUCACGUAUUCAUUCAAUGUUUCGGGUUUACAAUUAGGAUGCAAUGCUAUUGAUGGAAUAUUACAAUCGACUUUAGAAUGUUUUUAUAAUCAGACAUGUCUAAACAAAGUACAAUCGUAUAUAAUAUCGCCCAUAUCGAUAAAUGUAAUACCACUUAAUUCAUCAUUAUCCAGUCAAUUUAAUCAAACAUCAACUAUACAGGAUAUUAUGAAUGAAUUAAUGGUUGAUAAAUGGACUUUAUCUAGUGUAUAUGAGAACUAUUAUAAAGAAUGUCAACCAAUAAAAUGUAGUUACACUUAUACAGAUAGGAAU
This is a messenger RNA of Adineta steineri, 1537 nucleotides long. NCBI's taxonomy places the organism in Eukaryota, Metazoa, Rotifera, Eurotatoria, Adinetida, Adinetidae. The record is from the annotation of a GenBank genome assembly.